GGGCCGCUGGGCGCCUGCGCGGAAGGUGGUGGUGGUGGCGGCGGCAGCAGCGGCAGCGGCAGUGGCAGUGCCGGGCGGUGAAGUUGGUCAAAGCGCCGGUGGUAAAAUGUGAUAACAAGGACUGAAGUCUGUACCUUGUUCACGUGACGCGUUCCUUGCCUUGGAACCAUCUGCAGUGGAGAUAUCCCUGUCCAUGUGUGUAAGAGAGAUAAGAAGGGUGUCAAGAGCUGCCCCAGCCGCUGUACCGUGCUCUUCCUCUGAUACUUCUGAGGCCAGGACAUUGAUCUUUUCUGCUAUAUCCCAUGGCUUCAGCAGCGGAGCAACUUCAGACAGCAUAAACUUAAAUCGUCUCAGAAGGACAAGGUCCGUCAGUUUAUGGCAUUUACCCAGGCUGGGGAAAGGACUGCUAUAUACUGCUUGAUGCAGAAUGAAUGGAAACUAGAAGUGGCAACAGACAACUACUUCCAGAAUCCAGACUUGUACUACAAAGAAUCCAUGAAGAAUUCGGUAGACAGGAAGAAAUUAGAACAGUUGUAUAAUCGAUACAAAGACCCACAAGAUGAAAAUAAAAUAGGCAUUGAUGGAAUACAACAGUUCUGUGAUGAUUUAAGCCUGGACCCAGCCAGUAUCAGUGUUCUGGUUGUAGCGUGGAAAUUCAGAGCGGCUACUCAGUGUGAAUUCAGUAAAAAGGAAUUUGUAGAUGGCAUGACAGAGCUGGGGUGUGACUCCACAGAAAAACUAAAAGCUCUAUUGCCACGACUGGAACAAGAGCUGAAAGAUGCAACAAAGUUCAAAGAUUUUUAUCAGUUUACUUUUAACUUUGCAAAAAAUCCUGGACAAAAAGGUUUAGAUCUAGAAAUGGCAAUCGCAUACUGGAAUUUAGUCUUGUCGGGAAGGUUUAAAUUUCUAGAUCUUUGGAAUAAAUUCUUGUUGGAACAUCAUAAAAGAUCAAUUCCAAAAGAUACUUGGAAUCUUCUGUUAGACUUUGGAAAUAUGAUUGCAGAUGAUAUGUCCAACUAUGAUGAAGAAGGAGCGUGGCCUGUUCUUAUAGAUGAUUUUGUGGAAUAUGCACGACCGGUAGUCACAGGAGGAAAGCGUAAAACUUCCUAACCCCUCAUCAAGACUCAUCAAUGCGGACUAAAUGCGCAGUCUGAACUGCAUUAGGUAACGAAGAUUUGUCGGCUGAUAGCUGUGCACAUCGUUGCUGGUUUCAGUGGUCAUGGUGAGAUUCCAGAGACAAAACAGAAAUUCUUCCUUUCUGCCUAAAGAAAAUGAUGGCUGAGUCGUGGACGCUUUGUGAACAAGCUCAGAAGAUGGUCCAGGCUGACUGUAGGCUAUUGGCUUCAAUUAUUGUACUGGUUGUAUCAUAUAGGAUGUAGAUUUUGCAUGAUUUUAUACUUUGGAGAAGUUUAACUAGAGGCCAUUUUAUUAAAGUUUUGACAGCACAGCAUGCCAUUGAGUUCAUGAUCCAAGGUGAACACCAGCAGUUAAAUAAAUAAAACUGUAUUAUAUUGUACUUAUAUUAAAAGCAGUAUUUGUGGUAUAUAAAUUAAAUCCCUAAAUAAAA
Numida meleagris (helmeted guineafowl) is the source of this 1567-nucleotide messenger RNA. It is a transcript of the gene DCUN1D2, whose product is annotated as defective in cullin neddylation 1 domain containing 2. Gene Ontology annotation, cellular component: ubiquitin ligase complex. Lineage: Eukaryota; Metazoa; Chordata; Aves; Galliformes; Numididae. Gene Ontology annotation, molecular function: ubiquitin conjugating enzyme binding; cullin family protein binding; ubiquitin-like protein binding. Bases 376 to 1110 code for a protein of 244 amino acids. The transcript has 8 exons. The record is from RefSeq and is a predicted model, not a curated record. Gene Ontology annotation, biological process: positive regulation of ubiquitin-protein transferase activity; protein neddylation.